Lipotes vexillifer (Yangtze River dolphin) is the source of this 4395-nucleotide messenger RNA. RefSeq names its product ATPase phospholipid transporting 10B (putative) (gene ATP10B). Gene Ontology annotation, molecular function: magnesium ion binding; ATPase-coupled intramembrane lipid carrier activity; ATP hydrolysis activity. Lineage: Eukaryota; Metazoa; Chordata; Mammalia; Artiodactyla; Lipotidae. The record is from RefSeq and is a predicted model, not a curated record. Gene Ontology annotation, cellular component: plasma membrane. Gene Ontology annotation, biological process: phospholipid translocation.
CCAGACAUGGCCCUCUCAGUGGACUCGUCUUGGUACCGGUGGCAGUGGCGAGUCAGAGAUGGCCUCCCACAGUCUCCAUCAGAAGCCACACCACUGCUGUCCCCAGAGGAGGGGGCGCAGAACUACAACCUGGCACAGCAGCGGGUCGUGUUCCCCAACAACAACGUAUUCCACCAGGAUUGGGCCAAGGUCUCCAGAAGAUACUCUGGCAACAGAAUCUGCACCACCAAGUAUACCCUCUUCACCUUCCUGCCCCAGAAUCUCUUGGAGCAGUUUCACAGAUGGGCUAACCUCUAUUUCCUGUUCCUGGUGAUUCUGAACUGGAUGCCCUCCAUGGAAGUCUUUCACAGGGAAAUCACCAUGUUACCGUUGGCCAUUGUCCUGUUCAUCACCAUGGUCAAGGAUGGCAUAGAGGACUUCAAGAGACACCGCCUUGAUAGAGAGAUAAACUGCUCCAACAUCCAGAUAUAUGAAAGGAAAGAGCAGAGCUACACGCAGAAGUGCUGGAAGGAUGUGCAAGUGGGGGACUUCAUCCAAAUGCAAUGCAAUGAGAUCAUCCCAGCCGACAUACUCCUCCUCUUUUCUUCGGACCCCAGUGGGAUCUGUCAUCUGGAGACCUCCAACUUGGAUGGAGAGACAAACCUCAAACAGAGGCGUGUUGUAAAGGGCUUCACACAGCAGGAGGUACAGUUCCAACCAGAAGGUUUCCACAACAUCGUCGUGUGUGAGAAGCCUAACGACCACCUUAACAGGUUUAAGGGUUAUAUGGAACAUCCCGACCAGAGCAGAACCGGCUUUGGCAGUGAGAGUCUUCUGCUUCGAGGCUGCACCAUCAGAAACACCAGAGUGGCUGUUGGCAUUGUCAUCUACGCGGGCCAUGAGACAAAAGCCAUGCUGAACAACAGCGGCCCGCGGUACAAACGCAGCAAGAUCGAGCGGCGCAUGAACACAGACAUCUUCUUCUGCAUCGGGAUCCUCUUCCUCAUGUGCCUCACUGGGGCUGUAGGUCACAGCCUCUGGAAUGGAACCUUUGCAGAACACCCUCCCUUUGAUGUGCCAGAUGCCGAGGGCAACUUCCUUCCCCUUGCCCUUGGAGGCUUCUAUAUGUUCCUCACCAUGAUCAUUCUGCUCCAGAUACUGAUCCCAAUCUCCCUGUACGUGUCCAUUGAGUUGGUGAAGCUCGGGCAAGUCUUUUUCCUGCACAAUGACCUUGACCUGUAUGAUGAAGAGACCUAUUUGUCCAUUCAGUGUCGAGCCCUCAACAUCACUGAGGACUUGGGCCAGAUCCAGUACAUCUUCUCUGACAAGACGGGGACGCUGACCGAGAACAAGAUGGUGUUCAGGCGUUGUACCAUCAUGGGCCACGAAUAUUCUCACCAAGAAAAUGCUAAGCGACUAGAGACCCCAGAGGAGCUGGACUCAGACAGCGAAGAGUGGACCCAAUACCGGUGCUUGUCCUUCCCAGCCCGAAGGGACCAGGGACCAGCAACAAUAAGGGGCCAAGGAGGGUCCCAGCCUCUGAGGAGCCAGAGUGCCCGGGCACGCAUCCAGGGCCACUGGCGACAAAGGUCCAGGGGGCGCUGUGAAAUCUCACAGCCCCCUGUGGCCUUCAGCAGCUCCAUAGAAAAAGAUGUGACUCCGGAUAAAAACCUCCUGACCAAGGUACGAGAUGCAGCCCUGUGGCUGGAAACCCUGUCACACAGCAGACCUGCCAAGCCUUCCCUCUCCACUACCUCCUCCACUGCUGACUUCUUCCUGGCCUUAACCAUCUGCAACUCCGUCACGGUCUCCACGACCGCAGAGCCCCGUCAGAGGGUCACAGUGCCACCCUCGACCAAGGCUCUGGUGACAUCCCUGGAGAAGAUUCAGCAGCUGUUCCACAGGUUGAAGCUUUCGAGCCUCAGCCAGUCAUUCUCGACCACCGCACUCUCCGACGUGGACCUGGGGGAGAGUUUGGGGGCCAACAUGCCCACCACGGACUCGGAAGAGAGAGACGACGCGUCUGUGAGCAGUGGCGGCUACUCCACCGACGGCGGCUACAGGAGCAGCACAGGGGAGCAGGGUGACAUCCUGGGGGCGGGUCCGGGUGCCUCCCUGGAGGAGGUGCUGCAGGCCCCGGCCCUCAGCCUGGCCGGCCCCGAAGUCUGUUACGAGGCCGAGAGCCCCGAUGAGGCUGCCCUGGUGCACGCUGCCCGUGCCUACAGCUUCACGCUGGUGUCCCGGACGCCCAAGCAGGUGACCGUGCGCUUGCCCCAAGGCACCUGCCUCACCUUCGAUGUCCUCUGCACCCUGGAGUUUGACUCUGUCAGGAAGAGGAUGUCCGUGGUCGUGAGGCACCCGCUGACCGGUGAGAUCAUCGUCUACACCAAGGGUGCCGACUGCGUUAUCAUGGACCUGCUGGAAGACCCAGCCUGCGCGACUGACGCUGAUGUGGAAAAGAAGGUGAGGAAAAUCCGAGCCCAGACCCAGAGGCAUCUAGACUUGUAUGCGAGGGACGGCCUUCGAACACUGUGCAUUGCCAAGAAGAUCUUAAGUGAAGAGGACUUCCAGAGAUGGGCCAGUUCCCGGCAUGAGGCUGAGGCGUCCCUCAACAACAGAGAUGAGCUUCUCAUGGAGACAGCACAGCACCUGGAGAAUCAACUCACCUUACUCGGAGCCACUGGGGUCGAAGACCGGCUGCAGGAAGGAGUUCCAGAUACAGUCGCUGCUCUGCAGGAGGCUGGGAUCCGGCUCUGGGUCCUGACUGGAGAUAAGCAGCAGACGGCAGUCAAUAUCGCCUAUGCCUGCAGACUGUUAGACCAGAAGGACACCGUUUAUUCCAUUAACACAGAAAGUCAGGAAACCUGUGAAUCUAUCCUCAGUUUGGUAUUGGAAGAGGUAAAGCAACUUCAUGGACCACAGAAGCCGGACCACAAGCUCUCUGGGUUCUGCCUACCUUCUGUGACGCCACCCCCCACCUCAGGAGCUGCAGUUCCAGAGGUUGGAUUGGUCAUCGAUGGGAAGACGUUGAACGCCAUUUUCCAGGGAAAACUGGAGGAGAAAUUUCUGGAGUUGACCCGGUAUUGCCGGUCUGUCCUGUGCUGCCGCUCCACCCCACUCCAGAAGAGUAUGCUCGUCAAGCUGGUGCGAGACAGGCUAAGAGCCAUGACCCUUUCCAUAGGUGAUGGAGCAAAUGACGUAAGCAUGAUUCAAGCUGCUGAUAUUGGGAUUGGAAUAUCUGGACAGGAAGGCAUGCAGGCCGUCAUGUCCAGCGACUUUGCCAUCUCCCACUUCAGACACCUCAAGAAGCUGCUGCUUGUGCACGGACACUGGUGUUACUCACGCCUGGCCAGGAUGGUGGCGUAUUACUUCUACAAGAACGUGGGCUACGUCAACCUGCUCUUCUGGUACCAGUUCUUCUGUGGUUUCUCUGGCUCCACCAUGAUCGAUUACUGGCAGUUGAUCUUCUUCAAUCUCUUCUUCACCUCCUUGCCUCCCCUUGUCUUCGGAGUCCUCGAUAAAGACAUCUCUAUGGAAACACUCCUGGCGUUGCCUGAGCUGUACAAGAGCGGCCAGAACUCUGAGUGCUAUAACCUGCUGACUUUCUGGAUUUCCAUGGCGGAUGCGUUCUACCAGAGCCUCGUCUGUUUCUUUAUCCCCUACCUGACCUACAAGGAUUCUGAUAUCGACGUCUUUACCUUUGGGACACCCAUCAAUACCGUUUCCCUCGCCACAAUCCUCCUGCACCAGGCAAUGGAAAUGAAGACCUGGACCAUCAUCCACGGGCUUGUUCUCGCAGGCAGCUUCCUGAUGUACUUUGUGGUAUCCCUAGUGUACAACGCCACCUGCGUCACCUGCAACAGUCCCAUCAACCCCUACUGGGUGAUGGAAGGCCAGCUCUCGGACCCCACUUUCUACCUCGUCUGCCUCCUCACACCGGUCGUGGCUCUUCUCCCAAGGUACUUUCUCCUGGCUCUACAAGGGACAUAUGGGAAGUCUCUGAUCUUAAAAGCUCAGAAAAUUGACAAACUCCCCAUGGACAAAAGAGAGCUGGAAAUCCAGAGUUGGAGAAGCCGACAGAGGACUGCCACCGUCCCUGGAGAGGCCCAGCCCACCCACCAUCCAGGGCCACCUGCCCCAGAACCGAGCUACAGAGCCAACCCAAAGAGCUCGAGCCCUGUGGAGUGCAAGUACAAAGAGGACUGGGUGCUGCCCGGAGAGAGAUCCAGUGGAGACCACAUAAGGGAUGACCCAUGCUCAUGGGACUCCUGGGCUAAAUUCUCAUCUGGGGAGCACCUUCUCCUGGAGCCUAGUAGGAUGAUGGCGUCCGGAGCCUACUCAAGUGGACAGACUAACUCGAACCGGCCCUUCAGCCAGGGCAGCCAUCGCCGAUCCCAGAGUUCAGUGACCAUAUGA